Cantharellus anzutake is the source of this 1382-nucleotide messenger RNA. RefSeq lists its product as uncharacterized. The record is from RefSeq and is a predicted model, not a curated record. The transcript is spliced from 12 exons. Gene Ontology annotation, biological process: unsaturated fatty acid biosynthetic process. Gene Ontology annotation, molecular function: iron ion binding; heme binding; stearoyl-CoA 9-desaturase activity. The coding region runs from base 24 to 1289 and encodes 421 amino acids. Gene Ontology annotation, cellular component: endoplasmic reticulum membrane. NCBI's taxonomy places the organism in Eukaryota, Fungi, Basidiomycota, Agaricomycetes, Cantharellales, Hydnaceae.
UCUACGAUAGAUUUUCUCCCGACAUGCUCAACACCACUCCACGAGUCGAUCCACCCUCCACCACUCAGGCUCCCAUUUGGUGGUCGAAUAUCGCGAUUUUUUGCGGUGUACACAUCCUGGCCUUUUUUGGCGCGUUUUCUCGACCGAUUUUGACGUGUCCAUACCAAACUCUCGUUUUGUCCUUCAUCUCAUGGCGAUUAGCUAUGUUUGGUAUCACUAUUGGCUAUCAUCGUCUAUGGUCACAUCGCUCUUUCACUGCAGGGAGACCACUUCGCGUUAUCCUCGCCGCUAUGGGCUGCUCAGGUUUUCAAGGAAGCAUCAAGUGGUGGUGCGCUCGCCAUCGCCUUCAUCACCGUUACACAGAUGAUCCCGAGCACGAUCCAUACAGUGCCACGAGAGGCCUUUUGUACUCUCAUAUGGGCUGGAUUUUCUGCAAGCCGAAAUACGCCAGGCUUAGCCUCGUUGACGUAUCCGACUUGGACAAUGACCCGGUCGUCAUCCUCCAACACAAGUACUACGUCCCCCUCGCUGUGGACACGUGGGGUGGUUUCAUUUACGGUGGCCUCAUCAGUCGACUUCUAGUUUGGCAUUGCACAUUUCUUGUCAACUCGUUCGCUCAUUGGAAUGGUCACCGUCUGUACUCGGAUGAAAUGAGCGCUCGAGGAAAUCUGUUGAUGGCGUUGCUUACUGGAGGAGAGGGUAAUCACAAUUUUCACGCAUUUCCAAUACGAAUGGGAUCCUCGGGCUGGAUCAUCCAUUUCUUAUACCGACACACCAAUUUUAUCACCAGCGUGAAGACAGCAGACUACGAUGAUAUCAUCGAAGCGCGAAGAUUAAUUGCUUUCAAGUCCCAAUCACCAGACAGAGCCGCCGUACAUGUGCAUGGAACUAGUAGUAUCGACGAUGGGAAGAACAAGGAGUUACCGCACUGGAACAGCGUGCAGAUAGAACGGUUUGUCGUAGAGAACGGACGCUCCCUCCUUCUCGUUGAUUCAAAGAUCGUGGACGUGACAGACUACAUGCUUCAUCACCCGGGAGGAUUUCGCAUUCUACGCGAAGAUCCAAUGAACGUUGAUUUCGAUCACGAAUCAUCCCUCCUCCCGCUUGGUAGUGAACAGAGGAGCACAGGAAAUCGCAGCAGCACGGCCUGGAAGCCCAAAGAUGCAACCUGGGCCUUUGAUGGCGGUAUGAACAAUCAUUCGCACAUUGCCAAACGCAAGCUAUCGGAGAUGGCGAUCGCUCUCUUUUCUCCUUCGAGCAGCAGCAUAACAGAUGCGAAUCAAUAUUAAACCACGGACAAAUUUCGCAUCAACCUAUCGACAGCGUUUCGAAAGUGUUCGUUGUCUAUCCCAUGCUCUCUCAAUCCAUCUCCAUCAAAGGGU